Messenger RNA from Rhineura floridana, 1532 nucleotides. Its product is annotated as protein LDOC1-like. The transcript has 2 exons. The record is from RefSeq and is a predicted model, not a curated record. The coding region runs from base 649 to 1326 and encodes 225 amino acids. Lineage: Eukaryota; Metazoa; Chordata; Lepidosauria; Squamata; Rhineuridae.
ACAUUGGGAGCCUUUUGUGAAGGAACAGCAUCUUCCCCUGUGUUGGAAGAGCACUGCACAUGCUGGUACAUUCAGUAAAUGACGUCUGGCAAGUCUUAUUUGGUAUUGUUGAGCCUCCGCUACCCGACGAGGGCCAGGGAGGGGGGAGACAUGAGUUCCAGGUUUCCCAGCUGUCAGAGGGCGCAGAAGACCAAGGAAUUGUUGAGUCUGAGGAAGACCUUGGAAGGGGGAGUGAGUUUGACUCCAGGCCAAUUCCCACGGAUGGCGUGGUCUCAGAAGCGGAGAGCGCGACACCCCCAGACAGGUUGGAGGAGCCGUUGGAAGAUGUCACAGAGGGGGUAUUGACUCCCCCUUUACCAAGCGGUUCUCGAGAUGCCCUGAGUGCGUCACCACCCCCUGACCUCGAGCCGGUUGCUAAGGAGACGUUUCUUUUGGAUGAGCCAUUGGAGACACACACCCCUCCACGCCGCGAGAAGCGGACAGGACAGAGGCAGGACUUGCGAAGGAGCCAGAUAUUACGAUCUAAAACUUUCCCUACUUAAGACUGUCGCGCUCUGGGUUAAGUUGCUGAGUCAACUUUCUUCACGUGUUGCAGAGCAUGUCUAGAGUGCAGUUAGGGACUUCUAGUGAGCUAGCAUAGAGAUUUCUAUGAAGCGCACUGCUUUGGAUGUAUCCAUUACUUUAAUAAAACAAGAUUUGAUUGCACCUGCAUCUCAGCCUUGUGAAUACCGCUCUGAACAGGACAGUUUGACUCAGCCUCAAUCCCUUCUUGACUCUGUUCCCAUGACGGACAACAUGGACCAGAACGGAGCAGCGGGGGGAAUACAAAUCACCCUGGAAACCUUGUACACUGAGCUCCAGAACCUCCGAGUGACCACUCAAGCCUUGCAAGCCGAGAACCAAAACCUCCGAGCCUUGAUCGCACAAGUCCAAGCAGCGCCGCCUGGGGCAGCACUGGUCCCAGUCAAAUCCCCGGUGGGGCUCCCCGUUCGAGGACAGAGCAAACAGUUUGCCAUGUUUCUAGCCCAAUGUGAGUUGUACAUUCAGGUGCGCCAAGCAGAGUUCCUGAUGGACGAUGCGAAGGUGGCGUUCAUCAUUAGCCUCCUGGAAGGAGAGGCGGCCAAAUGGGCCACCCUGUAUUUGAUUCGCAAUGACCCGGUACUGCGGCAGUUUGUUACCUUUAAGGAUGGCGAUGGUGGAGAUGUUCCGGGACCCACAGAGGAAGGAGAUGGUGGCCCGCCAACCAGAAACCCUACGACUGGAAAGGUUCGCGUUCUGUCUCAAGAAAUGGAUUACAACGACCCAGCCUUGAUGUAUUUAUACUGAAAUGGAAUGAGUUCUGAAGUUUUGGAUGAACUGGCCCGCUCCAUGCCACCAGAUACCCCGAGUAGCCUGAUCCAACUGAGUUUGGAAAUAGACAGCCGCCUGGAAGGGAGGAAGCUGGAGCGACAGAUGGAACCCUCUUGGGCACACACCGCAACCCCUCAUCCCCGCGUGCGCUAUGCACCCAGUGCGGGAGUCCCGGCUAUGUU